Messenger RNA from Carassius carassius (crucian carp), 1790 nucleotides. RefSeq names its product poly(A) binding protein, nuclear 1 (gene pabpn1). The transcript is spliced from 7 exons. Gene Ontology annotation, molecular function: RNA binding. The record is from RefSeq and is a predicted model, not a curated record. The coding region runs from base 353 to 1051 and encodes 232 amino acids. Lineage: Eukaryota; Metazoa; Chordata; Actinopteri; Cypriniformes; Cyprinidae.
CCGCCUACGGCUUCCAUUUCUGUUCUGGAACACACAAGACCUCGCGAAGAAUACACAUUUGCUUUUCUGAAUUUGUCUUCUAAUGUAAAUAGAGUAAUUAGUGCGACAUAUUGACGAAUAGAAACUUAUUUAUAUUUGGAUAAAUAGUGUUGUUGUUUUGUUCUGCUUAAGGACACGUUUGAGCUCCAGAAGAAGCGAGGCGGGCUUUUAUUCACCAUUUUAACUUUAGUGAGCGGCAUUUUCCGCCGUUUUUUUUUAUUGACCCCCUCCUCCCCCUCUCUCUCGCUCCCCCCGUGAGAGUCGCGGCCUGUAGUGCAGCCACGAGGCGCGUCGGACCACCGGGAAUCAGGCGAUGGCGGAGUUUGGUAACGGACUGGCAGAGGAAUCUCUGCUGGACUCAGACCCGGGACACUCAGAACUUGAAGACCCAGGCGUCGGCGAUGAAGAACCGGGAUUAGACGAGGGAGAGGCCGCUAUUGAUGAUCCGGAGCUGGAGGCAAUUAAAGCCCGGGUGAGAGAGAUGGAGGAGGAGGCAGAGAAACUGAAGGAGCUACAGAACGAGGUGGAGAAACAGAUGAAUCUCAGUCCUCCACCUGCUGGCCCUGUCAUUAUGUCCAUUGAAGAGAAGAUGGAAGCAGAUGGGAGAUCUAUUUAUGUUGGAAAUGUGGAUUAUGGUGCGACGGCAGAGGAGUUGGAGGCGCAUUUCCAUGGCUGUGGUUCCGUAAACAGAGUCACCAUCUUGUGUGACAAGUUUACAGGACACCCCAAAGGGUUUGCAUAUAUAGAGUUCGCAGACAAGGAGUCUGUUAGGACAGCCAUGGCACUGGAUGAGUCUUUAUUCAGAGGAAGGCAGAUUAAGGUUGGGGCCAAGAGAACAAAUCGUCCUGGCAUUAGCACCACAGACCGCGGUUUCCCUCGGGCCCGCUUCCGCUCACGGGGAGGAAACUUCUCAUCCCGGGCGCGCUACUACAGUGGCUACACACCCCCCAGAGGCAGGGGACGGGCCUUCAGGGGCCGAGGGCGAACAACAGCGUGGUACUCCCCUUACUAAUACCUCCCCACCCCCCCUAUGAAAUCCCCCCCUUACUAUCAUCCCAUAUCCCUAUAGAAAAGAAAAAAAAAAAAACCCUCUCAAAAAAGGAAGAAAAAAAAAGAAGAAAAAAAAGACAAAAAAAAAAGGAAAAAAAAAAAGAAAAGCAUCUCCUGGAAAGACAGACUGACUGGCAGCAGUGUGCGAUUGUGUGUGCGCGUGCGUGUGAGGAGGUGUUGCGAUCACCCUGGUAAGGUACAAUAUGGCCGUCGGGGAGAUUUGGUGGCAUUUGUUUAAAUUUGAGAAGAUGAUGAUGUAAUCUCAGGCUGCAGAUGUGUGUCCUUUGUCUGGCUGUGAUUUUUCUCUCAGCAAACAGCCCCUCUUAUGCUUGCACUCGAGAAAGGCAAACAGAAAAAAAAUGUUAACUUUUUUUCUUUUUUUUUUAUUUAUGAUUGUAACGUGAAUAUGUGAACAAUUUAAUAGCAAGAAUGUUGUUGAUGUUGUUUUCACAAAGUUGUUCUAUAUGAGAUCAUAUUCUCUAUUAUUUGGUCUGUGCUCUCUGGAAUCCCUUUUCCCCCUAGCACUGGUUUCUUUCCUGUUCAUCCCACUCGGAUUACUUCCUCCACCUGUGUUAUACCGACAGUGUUUUAGAGUUGGGCGUUGUUUUUACGUUUUACUGUUCUUGAAUCAUCUUCCACACCAUACGACUAUUAUAAGAUGGCAUGGCCUGAGCUCUGAGAUCUUUUCUUUUGUUAUAAAA